This is a messenger RNA of Melospiza georgiana, 600 nucleotides long. RefSeq names its product guanylate cyclase activator 1A (gene GUCA1A). Bases 1 to 600 code for a protein of 199 amino acids. The record is from RefSeq and is a predicted model, not a curated record. Gene Ontology annotation, cellular component: photoreceptor inner segment; cone photoreceptor outer segment. The transcript has 4 exons. Gene Ontology annotation, molecular function: calcium sensitive guanylate cyclase activator activity; calcium ion binding. NCBI's taxonomy places the organism in Eukaryota, Metazoa, Chordata, Aves, Passeriformes, Passerellidae. Gene Ontology annotation, biological process: visual perception; positive regulation of guanylate cyclase activity.
AUGGGGAACAUGGACGGGAAAACCGUGGAGGAGCUGAGCACCACCGAGUGCCACCAGUGGUACAAGAAGUUCAUGACAGAGUGUCCUUCUGGCCAGCUCACCCUCUACGAGUUCAAACAGUUUUUUGGCCUGAAAAACCUGAGUCCGGCAGCGAACAAAUACGUUGAGCAAAUGUUUGAGACGUUUGACUUUAAUAAGGAUGGCUACAUUGAUUUCAUGGAGUAUGUGGCAGCCCUGAGCCUGGUGCUGAAGGGCAAGGUGGACCAGAAGCUCAGGUGGUAUUUCAAGCUCUAUGAUGUGGAUGGCAACGGCUGCAUCGACCGGGCUGAGCUGCUGAACAUCAUCAAAGCCAUCCGCUCCAUCAACCGCUGCAACGAGAAGAUGACGGCAGAGGAGUUCACAGACAUGGUGUUCAACAAAAUCGACAUCAACGGGGAUGGCGAGCUGUCCCUGGAGGAGUUCAUGGAGGGCGUGCAGAAGGACGAGAUGCUGCUGGACAUCCUGACGCGCAGCCUGGACCUGACCCACAUCGUGAGGCUGAUCCAGAACGAUGGCAAGAACCCCCAUGAGGCCGGGCAGGAUGCCCAGGCUGCCCAGUAG